Messenger RNA from Erigeron canadensis, 826 nucleotides. RefSeq lists its product as uncharacterized. The transcript is spliced from 3 exons. The record is from RefSeq and is a predicted model, not a curated record. The coding region runs from base 192 to 635 and encodes 147 amino acids. Lineage: Eukaryota; Viridiplantae; Streptophyta; Magnoliopsida; Asterales; Asteraceae.
UCAAAUUUGAGUAACGAGUUUUCCAAACUUAACUUUAUAUAACCUGGGUUGGAAACCUUGUAUAACCCAAUAGCCAAUAGGCCAAACCCAAAUUUUCUGAACUUCAUUUGUCCACCCCAUUUUAUACGAACAAAACCCAAAAUGAUGACCAAUUUCAAUCAAAUUCAUGAUACACAAUUAGCCAAUUUUCAAUGUCUCAAAGAAGGAAAAUCGAGAAUUCAAUCACAAAUAAUAAACCUAACAUAUUUCUCGAUUUCCAUAAUGUUGCUAAUCAUGUUACUAAACUUUAUCAUCAAUCCAUCAAUUUGCAGCCCAUUUCUUUUAAUUCUGGAAAAAGACAUUCACUUACAAGGGUAUUUGAUUGGAUUUCAUCACACAUAAAGGAUGGAAGAUCAGUUACUUCAGCCGAUGUUAUGGCCUAUGUGCAGAAUGAGCUCAAUGAGUCAUUAUCAACUAAUCCCCAUUUGCAACUGGAAGCUUUGGAUGAAAGAAGCGGAUCGAACCACAGAGGACCAUCCCAAGAUGCACACAUUGAGAUGAAUGUGGCUUCACCUAGCUUGACUGCUUCCACUGAAAACCGAGGACCUGGUGAAAAUGUGCCCUGGGAUAUGGAAGAAGACCCUCCAUAUGUUUAGCUUGAAAAGGUCAUGAUCUCACUUGUGAUUAAAUUGGAUUUUGUUAGAACUUAGAGUUAUGAAAUGAGCAACUUUCUGGUUAUAUCCUUGUAUGGUAAAUGGUAAAUCUGUUAGUAAUUUAGUAUGUAAAUGGAAUGAGUGAUGAACCUCACAUGGUUAUUCUUAAUGCACCUAUGGUUUUCCUUUUAAAA